Messenger RNA from Solenopsis invicta (red fire ant), 7097 nucleotides. RefSeq lists its product as uncharacterized. Bases 1179 to 4073 code for a protein of 964 amino acids. The transcript has 18 exons. NCBI's taxonomy places the organism in Eukaryota, Metazoa, Arthropoda, Insecta, Hymenoptera, Formicidae. The record is from RefSeq and is a predicted model, not a curated record.
UAUAUCAUCUUUUGAAUCCAAAAAGUUUUGUUCAUUUUCAUAAAAAAUGUUAUCACUUGUUUUUAGAAUCAUUAAUUUCAUCUGCAAUCACUACUGAAGAUUAUUGCGACGACAAAUGAUAAUAGUGAUGUGAACCUUUAUAAGGAAGUGAUUGUAAAUGUGGACGCACAAAAAAUGUAAUAUAACGUAGCUUAAAAGAAUAGAUGUUGAAGAAUAGUGCCAAGGUAGAGGAUGAUGAUUCGUCGCGAGGUCAACCGGGUGGAGGUGGUGGGUGCUGCGCAGCGGAUCGAUAUGGGACCGCGCGCGCGGUAUACGCGGUAUAUCCACAACCGCCAGGCAUAUAGGGCGAAUCGGAAGAUUGGUCGAUUCUAAGUUUUUCACUGGGUAAUAAAAGCUUAAACUCGUCUCGAGAGAAAACAGAAACAAAAGAUAGGCAGGAAAGAUGGAUGAUACUGCUAUUGCACACCGUAUUAUUUUAAUUAAUCUCAAUACAACGAGAUCUCCAAGCUCGAAGAUUGACAUUUGUCGUAUCUCAAGGAUAGAGCUUGCAGUUUCGACUGCAAAUCACAUGUAGCUCUCGAUCUUUGGAGUACGUUACGUAGACAGAUUGAGAGAAAAUAUAUUAGGUUCGAUUUUAUCGAUGACACACUGGCCUAAUAAAGAGAGAUCGUUAUCAAGUUCAAUGGCGUGAUGAGAUGGUGAAAAAAAGCACGCUGCGGCUUCCAAGCUUUCAACUUUGGUCUCAAUCGGAUCCAGUCGAAGGUCGCGAAUUCAGCAGGACAGACCCGAAAAGGUCGGUAACCGCGACCCUUAUCGGGGCUUAUAAAUGGCUGCUGGGCCAGCGAAACGUUGGAAGAGAGCGGUGCGGCGACGCGUGACCUCGAAAGCAAAUGAGCAAUGGCCAGGUCUGAUUGUGGAUAGAGAAGGUUACGGAUCGUCCCCGAACUCCGAAGCGGAAACGGAGCAGGAGGCGUACCGCUGAGAGUGCCGAGAGUAGACACGCGGCAAGUAGACGCGAGGCGCGACGCGCGACGCGCGACGUGGAGAAACAUGACGGCGGGGCCGUCCAGUGCCGUGUAGCGUGGCCGGGGGAGCCCAGGGUAUAUGUAUGGCGUAUUAAUAGCCAAGUAUAGAGCAGUGGUGGGGCCGCGGUUGCUCGCGGGUGAAAAUAGAAAAGAAUGUUUUUGGAAUCCAAUUGGACUUGGUUGGCAGAACGAUGGGGCAAUAUGGCCGACUUGGCCGAGCGGGUGGACGAUCUGAUAUGCAGUUUCGACUCGACUGGUGAAACGACCAUGGAUACGUUGUCGAUGCUGAUAUUCGGUUGGAUGUUGUUCGGUCUGGUGGUGUUGUGCGUCGGCAAAUAUGUGUACAAUCGUUUUGUGCUGAACGAGCUUACCGCCACCGCUGCCACCACCGCCGCCGGUGCUACCGCCGCCACCGUCACCUCCUUGUCGUCGUCGUCGUCGUCGUCGUCAUCGUUGUCGUCGCAGCUUGCCAAGGAUGGCCAUAUUCGUCACGAUGAGAGUGUCCUGACGACGAGCACCGCUGGUACCUUUGUUGGAAAAUUAUUUGACAAGUCCAAAUCUGUAUCACCUUCUUCGACGUCUUCGUCAUCGCUCGCGAGAGCUGCUGGUAUCGGCGGUGGUGCAGCUGCUGGUGGCGGUGGUACCGUCAAUGUCGCUGCUGCUGGUGGCGGUGGCGGUACCGUUGGUGCUGCUACUGGGGGUGGUGUUGGUGGUGGUGGUGGUGGUGGUGGUGGUGGUAGUGGUGGUGGUGCUGCUGCUGCUGCUGUUGCUGCUGCCGCUGCUGGUGGUGUUGGUGGUGGUCCAGUAGCAGGUGUGAGAUCACCAUCGCCAGGAGGCUACGUGCCACCCACGCCGCCGAUCAGGAAACGUCUGAUCCGUAAGACCUCUGGUGCCCUCAUCAGCCCGUCUCGAAGUUCCAGGGCGCUGCAUCUUCCGACCGCGACUGGCGCGGAUGCAGAGGCCGUACGCUGGGUCAACGAACUGAUCGUGUGGCUUCAUCACGAUCUCGUCAUCCUUAACGAACUCUUGGCCACUUGGGUGGUUUCCCUUAACGAUUUCACCGCCAGCUCCACCGAUGAGCACGGAGUUGGCGUUGAAUUCGUUCGCGUACUUCCAGAGACUUAUCCGCCAAGCUUGUCAAAUAUCUUCUGCGAAUGCGAUUCGAAGGAUGACGUGACUAUUACAUGCGACUGCGAGGCUACUCCAGCUUUGCAGCUGAAAGCAUUUCGGCAACGAGGGGAUAAGGUGGAGAUUAAUCACUAUCGGGUCAAUGUCAAUCGUUUUCGCGCUCGUCUUAACGUCGUCUGCAUCACCGAGAAAUUGCUGAUUGAUCUAAAAUGCGACGGCUGGCCAGAGGUAAAAAUCUCUCUGGCUGCGGUGGGCACAAUAAAGAAAGACUUGGACGAAAGCCAGUUGCAAGAAGUGGUAACGGAAAUUGUGGUGGGUGCUCUGCGAGGCACCAAUGUUCACCUCAAUCUCUCUCAAUAUCCCACGUGUCCUCGAUUAUGGAGAGAGCCGCCCCUUCAGCCAGGCUUUUCAUACCCCACACAUUACGACGGUGUGAACGCCUCGAAUUCGAUGAUGCAUCAACCGUCGCAUCAACGUCUUCAAGGACACCACGUCGCACCCUCGUCCCUGCCGAUGCAAUAUGUGCCUGGCGAAAGACGUUUGCUUGUAAAAGUGGUAAGAGCUAUCGACCUCGGCGGUCAACAAGGAGCCGUGGAACCUUAUUGCGUCGUGGAGUUGGAUGAACCGCCGCAAAAGAAUCAGACCUCUAUAAAGAAAGACACCAAAAAUCCACUAUGGGAUGAAGCGUUUUUAUUCGAUAUAAGCCAUAACACGAGCGAGGUAUUGUUAGAGGUAUUCGAUCAUGUCAACAAAAGACAAAGAUUCUUGGGGCUAGGAAUCGUAGGCGUUGAGGAACUUCUCGCGAAUCCGAGUCAGCGGCAAAUUAUACCUCUCCAGGCACGACCGUACGAGGAAGAUGAUAUUACAGGCACCCUCACAGUGGAGUUUCUAUUCAUCGAGGGUGCGGAGGUACCACAAAUUGGGACCAAGCCUUAUAAAGUCAAGGAGACGAUAAAGCCUGUCUCGCCUACCCGUUCCUACAGCCAAACAAAUGUCAUCAGCAGCAAUAGUCUAAACUACAACAACGGUAACAGUACACUUAUCUUGUACGACUCUGCCGCACAGUCGGAAGGGGACUACUUGACAAAUGGCAACGUUGUGGAUUCACCAUAUAAAAGCGGACAAAAGGGGACUUUGAUUGUACAUAGUCAUCAAAGGCAAUCGGAGCGGCAAAUUGUUAAGGUCGCUUUGGCGGAGAAUGGAAAUUGGCAAGAGAUAUCCCCGGAGCACGGAACGAAAGAUGUCAAUGCUGUUUCGGGACCAGAAAGCACGCCCAAUUCUUCUAAUUCGGAAGAGAGAGGAAGAACACGAAGAAAACGACGAGAUUUCUUUGGUACCAUAAAGAAGCGACUAAGUCGAUCUAAGACGCGAAGUAGAUCCGUAGGUCCUGAGGGAGAGAUCAAUCACGAAGACGCUCAUUCGAGAUCCAUAUCCGCUGAUAGAGCUCGCGAUCCUGGAUCUGCUCACCUGUCAGUACCAGAACAAUCGAGACGAUCGAGUUUGAGUGAAGCCUCGGGCAUAAGCGGAACUUCCACGAGAACAUACGUGAAUGAAGCUUCCACGCUCGUUCUCGAGACUUUGGAAAACGGUAUAAAGAAGCACUACCUCGUACCACUUUCUCUCGCACAGAAAAGUAAAUGGAGGAAAAAGGGGACAAAGCUGCACAUAUUUAACGAUCAUACAUUUAUCGCUAAACACAUGGCGGGAGGAACAGUUUGCCAAGUAUGUAAAAGGACUCUCGCGCGAAGGCUCGGUAAGCAGGGCUACGAAUGCAGAGACUGUCAGAUGAAGUGUCACAAACAUUGUCAUGUAAAAGUCGAUACGACCUGCCCUACAUCCACUAUUCAAAGUAUCGAGCUGAUAUGCAUCAAGGUUCCGCCACUCGAACGAAAGCCUUCUAUGCUUCUGUGUUCGCGAUAACAUUAUACUUAUACAGAUUUUGGACGUGCGACUUAUUUUUUAACACAAGACAACACAACGCAGAUUGAUGUGCUGUCCAUAAUUCAUUUUUAAAAGUUUUAUGCCUUUUACAUUUUAGUUCUUCCAUUUUCGAAACGAAUUCUAUAUCUUAGUGAGCUAUUUGUCAAUAUUCUGCAAAUACAAAUUAUUGUAUUUACAGAAAGAUAGGGCGCAGCUGUAUUUACAGAAUUAGAUUUUAUCGCGAAAGUUUAGUUUGUUAAAUUUAAUUUGGGAUACCCAUUGGGAUUUACAAAUUAUAAAUUACUGUCUUGUAAAAAGUAAGUAAAUUACAAACGUUAGAGAUUACAAAAUAAGAAUUUAUUCUGCAAAAUUAAGAUUCUCUGAUCUUUAAAGUAGUGCAAGAGGUUUUGCAGAAUUAAUCAUCAUUUCUACUACGCUUCUAUCUUUCGAAUUCACAAUUAUAACGUUUUCUACAUGAUAGUAAUGAAGCUGAUCUCAAAAUUAGAAUUUUUCAAAUAUAUGAUGCUACCGUACGAACGUAUCGUAAAGGAACAUGGAAAGAUAAAGACUCCGUUGCCUAAUACAAUUUCCCAACUUUUUUAUAAUAUCGAUAAUCGUGACGUAAGAUUCAUCAUCGAGCUGCAGGCAUCUAAUUUCUUUCGAAGAAAGAUUGUUAAGUCAAAUUCGGUUAUAAUAUUACCUUUUCUUCUACUAAAAAGAAAUAAAGAAAUAAGCAGAAAGAAAAAAAAACGCGAUAAGAUACAAUAAGAUAUAUACACUGUUAAAGAGUAUAUAAAAUUAUACAUGUAACAACACGUAUAACGUAUAAAAAUUACACGAUUUUUUAAAGGAAUAUAUAUACAUUUGUGUAUGUGGAAGUGUAUUCUGCGAACAACGCAACGGAUAAAUUGUAGCUUUGUUGUUUGCAGAAUGCGUGUCACAUGGCGCGUAUAAUUGAUGACUGCGUAAAAUAACUAAUAAAAAAAAUAACGACAUCAAUGAUAAAUAAUAUUAAUUACGAUAACAAUCCUUAUAAUAGAAAUAAUUAUGAGAGUAAUUAAGUACAAUAAGCGGAAAGCAAUGGCAAAAAUGCAUUAGAUUAUUAAAUUUUGCCAGAUACGUUUAAUUAUUUUUUUACGUUUAAUACGAACAUUUUUCAAUAGUUUUGCCUUAAUGCAAAAAACGCAUGUUUACGUAAUUUACACUUUACUGGAAUAAAGUGUAAUACGAUACGAUAGGCUGUCUUUAUUAUUUGAAUUAUCGCGUUCACGAUGAUGAAAAGCAAGUCAUCCUGAUAAAAAUUCCACCAUACGUCGACGUAGAUAAAUAUGAAUAUAUUACAGAUCCAAAAAUACAUAUUUCGAAUACAUACGACAAGUGAGCGUCGAUGCGGUUGGUAUUAGAAAUUUUUCAACAAGGAAUCUCAUAUUUUCUUAAAAUUCUGUAAAAGACGAUAAAUGUAAUCAAACUUUUUUUUUAUGAAAAUAUGUUGUACAAUGAAUAUAAUAUAUUAUUUGCAACCUGUAAACUGCAAUAUCCAAAUUCGCUUAUUUAUUGUAUUUUUUAAAUGAAAUCGAUACAAUUUUGCGAAAUAUGAUUAAACUGGAGUGAGAAUAAGAUGCGAAAAGAAAUAUAGCAAACAUACAUCUUUAGAGUAUUCCUCGGCAAUUUCUCGAUUAUACUUUGUAUAAAAACUAAGGAAAUUUAAGACUCUUUUUUGAAUUUUGCACAAUGUAAGAUGCGUCAGAAAAACAUCAAGUUACUAUAAAUAAAUAAUGCGCCUAGAUUUACACAUUUCACUAUAACGAACAUUAUCUUAGUACAAAAUGCAAUCAAAAUGCAAACGGAAAUCAACGUCAAGCUUAGAUACAUUAAUGAUAUAGAUCGCGAUGUAUUUACACAAUGAUGUAUUUACACAUAGAGAUUAUGGUUAGAAAGUAAUAGUAAUUUUUGGCAAAAGGUUUAACAAUGAAAGCAAGCAUGAAUUUGUUUUCCUUAUUGUAUUUUUCUAUCUAUAUUCUAAAUAAUGUACACGCAGCGUCGUAAUUUCGCUGAUAAUCUUAUAAUCGUAUAAUCGCAACCACAGUUGCUAAAGCAAACCCGACUGGACGAGUUUCGUACUCGGUGAAUAGCGAAUGAAUGGUGCUAAAUAGAAAGCGGUAUAAUUAUACAAAUAUGCGUCUGUCGAUCGUGAAUUCAAUACUUAUUGCAUACAUCGAAGAAAACGCAGUAUAAAUCGAAUUAAAUUUGAAUUCAGUUUUUCCUGUAUAUAUACAGGCUGUGAAAUAUAUACUGUUAGCAGAUUUAUGAUGACGAAGCACGUUUCACACAUGGGUUGUAUGUCCACGGGCAAAUUUAACUUUUGUAAGUUUAAAAGAAGGAUAAUCCGGUACUCCAUAUUCAUCAAAAUUUUUUAUUAAGACGAUUAAUAUUGAAAAUAUAUUUGAUAUUAAUAUAUUAUUGCUUAAUAUAUUAUUUAAUAUAUUAAUGGUUUUUAAUUUUACUAAUUUUUAAUAUGUCACAGUGAGAGUGAGAGAGAGAGACGCGGAGACAAAUUGAGAGAAUGUGUAUUUUUAUAUAUAAUAUAUAUCUUCAAUAUUCAUCACCAUAAAUGCGAGAAAUUUCAAUUACUUUAUAUUAGGAAUGUAGUAAAGUUAGAAGGAAUCAUUAUACAUAUUUUAAAUAUUCUCACGUGUAACAGUUUUCUCUCUAACGUGAGAGAAUCCAUCAAAACUCGUCUUUUUUUCUGCCUGUGGAUUUAUUAGCGAUAAAUUAAUAAAUCAGUCAUUAGAGAUUUACAAUCACCGGUUAUAAUCAACUAAUAAUUACUAAAGAGUUUAAACUUGAUAGAAAAACAAAUGACAUCAAUUGUCAAUUUUUACACGAAUAAUAACGUAUUGUUUAGAAGCAUCGCACAAUUGCGCGCGCGUAAUUGAAAGUACAAUGACAUGACUUUGCAAAGCAAUUUAUCGUUAAGCUAAUUGUAUAAAACGAUAGAAAUAAACUUCUUCCUCGUUCGCGCUC